Molecule: messenger RNA, 411 nt
Organism: Funneliformis geosporum
Lineage: Eukaryota; Fungi; Glomeromycota; Glomeromycetes; Glomerales; Glomeraceae
Source: the annotation of a GenBank genome assembly
AUGGACCCUAAAUUUUUGGAAAAUCAAUCGUAUGAUUUAACCGAAAAAUCAGACAUAUACAGCUUGGGAGUAUUGUUCUGGGAAUUAACAAGUUGUUCAUCACCUUUCAAUUUUGAAAAAACAGGCGAUACUUCUAUCCAGAUUGAAAUUCUUAAAGGUGUAAGAGAGUUACCUAUUCCAACCACAAAUCGUGAAUUUGUUAGACUUUAUCAAAAAUGUUGGCAUAAUAAACCAGAUGAAAGACCAGAUAUUAAACAAGUAAUUUCGGUACUUAGUAAUAUUAACAAUUCUGAAGAAAGUGUAAGAAUUGAAGAACUAGAAAAUGAAGAAUGUGAAAGCGCAGAAUUGGAAAAAAAAGAAAUUGAAAAAACAGUUGUAGAUUGUGAUAUAUCUAGAUAUGACAAAAUUUAA